Molecule: messenger RNA, 651 nt
Organism: Vittaforma corneae ATCC 50505
Lineage: Eukaryota; Fungi; Microsporidia; Nosematidae
Exons: 1
Coding region: 1-651 (216 amino acids)
Biological process (GO): translation
Cellular component (GO): ribosome
Molecular function (GO): structural constituent of ribosome
Source: RefSeq, a predicted model, not a curated record
AUGAAGAUAAACAUUGCUUAUCCUACCAAUGCCAGCCAAAAGAGCUUUGAAAUCAAGACCAAGGAAGAGCAGAGGCUCUACGGCAAGAAAAUCAACGACCAGUUCGACGGUGCACUGAUUUCGCCGGAGCUUGCAGGCUCGGUCGUCCAGAUUGUUGGUGGGAACGACUACCAGGGAGUCCCAAUGACAGCGGCCCAGGCCACAACCAAGAGAAUAAGGCUGCUGCUUUCGAAGGGAGAUGUUGGAUACCGGUGCAGAAGACGUGGUGUUAGGCGAAGAAAGACGGUUCGGGGAUCGAUUGUUUCGAAUGAGAUACUUGUGCUGAAUGUCGUCCUUGUCAGGCCAGCAGAGGGCAAGACAGUCGAGGGGCUUACAGAUGUUGUAAAGGAGAAGACGCAUCUUCCAAGAAGAGACAGGAAGCUCAGGGCCAUGUUUGGGAUUCCAGAGGAGGAGGACACGGUCUCUUAUAUCCAUAGGAUUAUCAGGGAAAAUGACGAGAAUGCAGUGUUGCCCAAGAUAAAGAUCACAGGCGUUGUGUCUGAGGAGAGGAAGCAGAAGAUCGCAAAACGUAGAGCUGAGAAGGAGGCCAAGAAGAAGGCCCUGCUUGCAGAGAAAGCCGAGUAUGAGACGAAGUAUGGUAUUAAACUAUAA